AUAAAACUAGUUCUAAUAUUUUUCAUUCCUUUUUCUUUUCUCGGACUAGCUUAACUUCUUACUGAAUUACACCGUCACUUGAUUGCGCCGGUUGGAUAUCAUAUAUACCCUUAGAAGAGUUGAAAUAAGCUGGAACACCAAAAGAAGUGACUCAAAAACAUUUCACAUAACCUUUAAAUCAAGUUUACUUGUGAAUCUAAUUUACUUUUUUUCUAAUCAAUCGUUACCUUUUUUUCCAUUCUAAAAACGACCAUGUUGACUCCUGCUGAGAUCAUUGCUGCUAGAUAUUCAGCAGAACCGGAAGAUGUUUCCCCAAUUGCAAUUGAACCAGUUGUAGAAGAAACUACUCAAAAAUCACAAUCGCUGAAUCAAUCUUCAAGAAAGAUUUCUGAUGAAUCAGCUUUCCCAGCAUUGGGUGGUGGAUCUACCAUCUCUAGUACUCCUAGCUGGGGACCUGGCUCGUCUGGAAAUGGACAAACUUCUAAUACUACUAGUUCUGGAUCAGGUUCAAACUCUAGUGGAUUCAGUCAUACUUUAGGAAAUGGUGCUAAGACUUCUUCCCCAUCCUCAAGUAGAUCUAAUUCUAACUCUGGUAUGAAAUUUUCAACAAUUCAAGAUGCAUUUUCUCUUUCUGUUGAAGAUCAACUCCAAGUUACUCGUCCUGAGUUCAUUAAGCUUUUAACGUCAAUUAAGACCUCGACCAAGACUAAUAUUGAAUGUACCACUUCUCAACAUACUAAAAAGAGAACAUUUUUGAUUACUGGUAAACCGGAAGAUGUUAGAUUAGCCAAAAGGUUGGUAGUUAAGAAAUUGACUCGUCCAGUUAAGAUAACAUUCUUGAUUCCUGCCAAUGUCAGAUCAAAGGUUAUUGGUGCUCAAGGUAGAGUUUUGAAACCAAUUGUAAAGGAAAAUGAUGUCAAUGUUGAUAUUGGUGAAGUUUCUGAACGUGAAGAAACUCCAGAAAGCAAUGAAAACUCUGAAGAUAUCGUAGAUGAAGAUAAUGAUGAUUCAGAGGAGAUGGUUCAAAUCACCAUAUCUGGUGAUGUUGAAGGUUGCAAGCAUGCAAAGGCUCAAAUUCUUGCCAUUGUGAAGGAAGAAACCAAAAAUUUGACUACUAGAGUUCCAAUUUCCGAUUUUGUUAAACCAUUUGCAACCUCUUCUUUGAAUUCUAUUGUUUCUGAUUAUCCUAAUCUUGACAUUAUUAUUCCUGAUUACAAGUCUAAUGCUUCAUCAAUCAUUAUUUCCGGUGCUAGAGAAGAAGUUUUGGAAUCCAAGAAGCUUAUCUUGAAGAAACUUUCUGAUGUGGAAGCUUCCCUUUCAGUCGUUGAAGUUCCAAUUCCAAAAUUAAAGCAUCAAUUCCUUCCAAUUGAUGAAAUCUUAGAAAACUUCAAUGUUUUGAUUAAAUUAUCUCAAACUAAUGACGAUGCCCCAGUCCAAUUCAUUGGUCCUAAGGGUAAGAUUGGAGCUGCUCAAGAACAAGCAAGAAAGACUACAUCUCAAUACAAGGUUGAAGUAUUGGAAAUGUCAAAGGCCCACAGAGGUAACAUUGCUCAUGUUAAAUCUGUUGCUGCUUUCUUGACUUCUGAAGGUACAUUCCGUCGUAUUGGUAAGGAACACAAUGUCGUUGUUAAUGCCCCAACCAAGAAACAUCUUGAAAGCGAAGAAGCUCUGAUUCCUAUUGAAAUUGUUGUUAAAUCGGACGAUGCUGAUUCUGCUAAGCUUGUUAGAAAGAGUAUUGUUUCUGUUGUCAAUAAAAUUAGUCCUGAUUCUACAAGAAUCAUUGAUGAUAUUGAAGAAUUCUUAAUUCCACGAGUACCAUCAGCUAUUGAAUCUGUUUCUAAGGAAAACAAAGUUAAAUUUGUUAUCUUGGGUAAUAAGGUUACUCUUUUCCAAGACGAAGGCAUUGAAGGUAACGAUGAAAGCGAUGACUUUGAUGACUUUUCUGACGAUUCGAUUGCUUCAUUUGAUGCUGUGAACAAGGCACUCGAUUCUCUUAGAGAAUUAGGAAAGACUUUGGACAGUAAGAUCAUCAAGCUCACCAGUGAAGAAUCUGACCUUAUUUUGGGUUCCAACAGAACCACUCUCAAGGUUAUUUUGAGUCACGUUGAACCUGAUUCUGUUAUCGUCAAGGAAUCUGAAGAUAAAAUUGUGCUUCACGGUACUAAGGCCGAAGUUUUGGCAGUUGAAAAGGAAAUUAGAACUGCUUUAGCAGACUUCAAGGAAUUCGGAUCUGAAUAUUCAACUUCAAUUGGCUUCCCUACUUUCAUUUUAUCAAGAUUUAUUGGUAGAAAUGGUUCUAACUUAAAUGCUUUACAGAAAGAAUUUGGAGUUAAGAUUGAUGUUGAAAGCAAAGCUGGUGAAACUAAUGCCGCUGAAGAUAAAACUAGUAAGACUCCAAUUCUGGUUAUUGGUACUAAAUCUAAUGUUGAAUCUUGUCAAGAAAAGAUUGUGGACUUUGCUAAGAGAUGGGCUGAUGAAACCUUGGUUAGACUUCGUAUCGAAGAGCAAUAUCACCGUAAGAUUAUUGGUGCCAACGGUAUCUACAUCAACAGAUUGCAAGAUAAGUACCAUGUUAAGAUUAGAUUCCCAGCUGUUAACGGUGAACCUUCGAAGUUUGCUGACGCUCCAAAGAGCAAGGACGAAGUGACUAUCAAGGGACCUUCUCGUGGUGUUGCUAAGGCUGAAGAAGAAUUGAAAGAAUUAUACCAAUUUGAAAAGGAAAAUGGGUUCCAACAAACUAUUAAGAUUCCAUCAAAGGCUAUUUCGAGAGUUAUUGGUAGAGCAGGUGAAACUAUUAAAGAUAUUUCUGACGGUACUGGUGUGGAAUACAAGUUUGAUCGUGAAGGAGAUGAAGUAGCCUUGGGUUACGUUGAACUCUUAUUGACUGGUUCUAGAGCUGCAUUGAAGAAUGCUGUUGAAAAGAUUAAUGAAAUCGUUCAAGAAGCUGAAAACUUCGUUGAACAAACCAUUUCCAUUGAUAGAAAGCACCACCGUCAUUUAAUUGGCCCAGGUGGAUCUGUUAUGAGAGAAAUUAUCUCCAAGGCUGGCGGUGAUGACGUUCAAAGAAACAAGUAUAACCGUUUGUUGACUAUCCCAGAUGAAAAGUCUGGAUCUGAUGAUAUCCAAUUAAGGGGUGAUAAGUCCAUCGUUGACAAGAUUGUAGAACAAAUACAAGCUAUUGUUGCUCGUCGCGAGGCUUCUGUUAUUGAGGAAUAUGAUUUGGUCAAAGAAAAGCAUCGUUUGAUAAUUGGUCCAGGUGGAUCUAUUCGUCAAGGACUUGUAGAAAAAUAUGGAGUUUCCAUUGAUGUUCCUAAAUCCGGUUCUGAGUCUACGAUUGUUAAAUUAGAAGGUCUUCCUGAAGACGUUUCUAAGUUGAGGGUUGAAUUGGAUGAAUUGACUAAAGAUGACUGGAAUGUUGAAAUCGAAAUCCCAGAAAAGUAUCAUCCAUUAGUUUCAGAAAGAGGUGUCGUCUUCAAUGUUUUGAAGUCCCAAUAUAAUGUUGAAGUCCAACAUGGUCCUACAAAUGCAAGAGCAUCAAAGUUAUCUAAAUCUAAGAUUCCUACAAUCCCAGAGGAAGCUCAAGCUGAAGGUAACAAAUUUACUAUUGUAAAUGGUGUCGAACUUCCUGAAGGAUCAAAGAUUAUCUUUUGGAGAUUAAAGGGUACUGAAGCAGACACUGCCAAGGCCAAAAAGUAUAUUGAAUCUCGUCUAAAGAUUGCCGAAGCUGCUACUGCCACUGGUUGGUUCUACUUCCAAGACCCAUCUGUUUUGCCAAAGAUAAUUGGUCCAAGAGGGUCCAAGUUAAAUCAAAUCAGAAAGAACUCUGGAUGUUUCAUUACCGCUCCAAGACAAGGAGAACAAAGUGAAAAUGUCUUGUACUUGGUUGGUAGUGAAGAUGGAUUGGCUAUUGCUAAAAAAGAAAUUGAGCUGAUUGUCAAAAAAUAAUUAAAGGGAAUACAAAAGAGAUUUUAUUGUUUAUAGUUUAUAGUUCCUUAAUAGAAAAUUUGUUGGAUAAAAUUGAGUACCAUGAUU
This is a messenger RNA of [Candida] anglica, 4032 nucleotides long. Lineage: Eukaryota; Fungi; Ascomycota; Pichiomycetes; Serinales; Debaryomycetaceae. The record is from the annotation of a GenBank genome assembly.